Botrytis sinoallii is the source of this 1108-nucleotide messenger RNA. RefSeq lists its product as uncharacterized. Gene Ontology annotation, cellular component: RNA polymerase III complex. Lineage: Eukaryota; Fungi; Ascomycota; Leotiomycetes; Helotiales; Sclerotiniaceae. Bases 436 to 1026 code for a protein of 196 amino acids. The transcript is spliced from 5 exons. The record is from RefSeq and is a predicted model, not a curated record. Gene Ontology annotation, biological process: DNA-templated transcription; transcription initiation at RNA polymerase III promoter. Gene Ontology annotation, molecular function: DNA-directed RNA polymerase activity; DNA binding.
AUAACAUACCCAUUUUGAGUAUUUCCUCCGUUGUUGAUGAUACCCAGGUAACUUUAGAAAGAACUUUUCAAGAAUAAAGUUGAUCUGGUAGAAGAAGAAGAAGAAGAAGAAGGAGAAGGAAAAAUUGAGGUAGUCGGAGAAGAUUCUUUAUUUAGAUCCGAGAGUUGAAUUUUGUUCAAUUUAUGAUACCCGACUGUCCUACUUGAUGAGUUCGCAAAAGUGAAUAUUCAGAGGAACCACGCAAUCUUGAUCUAGGUAGUCACGUUACAUUCUUCUAUUUUAGUUCAGUUGAUUUUAUUUCAUUCACUUUCAGUUGGUGGCUCGUUGUUGAAGUAGCAUCAGCCGUACAAAAGGAAAGAACUAUCAUAGAAGGAGCAAGGCACAAGAAGCAAAAGCAUUUUUUGACUUGGCCAACAAUCAGCGCGGUAUAUCAUCAUGUUCAUUCUCACCAAAAUUGCUGAUUUAGUUCAAAUCGCGCCUCAAGAUUUGGGGAAAAAUGCUAGUCAAGCAAUUGAGGAUAACAUCAACCUUAAAUAUGCCAACAAGGUGAUUCAGAAGAUUGGUCUUUGUAUCUGCUUUUAUGAUCUUCUCUCGGCCUCGGAAGGCUUGAUUGGUCAUGGUGAUGGUCUUGUAAAUGUCAAUGUUGAAUUUCGCAUCGUCGUGUUUAGACCUUUCAAAUUUGAAAUCAUGACAGGAAGGAUUAGCAGUUCUAUUGAGAGUGGUAUUAGAGUUCGGACUCACUUUUUUGAUGAAAUCUUCGUCCCCGCAAAAAUGCUACCAGACGGUUCACACUUUAACCACAAUGAGCAAGUUUUCAUCUGGGAGACCGAAGAAGGUACACAACUUUACUUCGAUAACCAGGAAACAGUGCGAUUUCGGGUCGACUCCGAGCAAUGGAAUGAUCAAGCACCACUGGGCCCUGAAAAGCAAGAUGACAGUGAGGAAUCACGAGUAAUUGAAGCGCCUUACAAGAUAGUAGCUUCGAUGGAAGAAGUUGGAUUGGGGCCUUGCUUAUGGUGGGACUAAGGAGAAACGGACGCACAAGAAGUUUCAAGGGGGCCAAAACAAUUAUGUGGAGCAAUAUCAUAUGCAUUUCUGGAGUUUAGGA